CGCUUCCUAGGCCAAUUAGAAUAAGAGUGUUCUUUCUCUUUCAGUCAUUCAUUCUAUCGAACAGAGGAACCGCAUCACAUAUUUCAAUCUUCCAUUGUGACGGUUUCCAACUCUCAGAGAUUCUGACAAAGGUGUGAAGUUUCACUGGAAAAAGAUGCAGAACAAUAACUCCUCUGCUGAAGAAGAGACAUUUCGAGUUCGAAAAUUGGAGAUUACAGACAAAAGCAAAGGCUUCAUUGAAUUACUGCAACAACUUACUACUUGCGGUGAUGUAUCUGAUACGGAAUUCCAAGAACGAUUCCACGAUCUUAGUUCAUACGGUGAUGACCAUCUUAUAGGCAUAAUAGAAGAUGAUGGUACUGGGAAGAUUAUUGCAACUGGGAGCCUGUUUAUUGAAAAGAAGUUUAUAAGGAAUUGUGGAAAAGUAGGUCAUAUUGAGGAUGUUGUGGUUGAUUCCAAUGCUCGAGGGAUGCAACUAGGAAAGAAAAUAGUUGGAUUCCUCACAGAUCAUGCUCGUUCAAUGGGUUGUUACAAGGUGAUCCUUGAUUGUAGUGUUGAGAACACAGCAUUUUAUGAAAAAUGUGGUUUCAAACAAAAAGAAGUCCAGAUGGUUCAAUACUUCAUUUGAGAAUGAUUUUUUUUUU
Molecule: messenger RNA, 644 nt
Organism: Ilex paraguariensis (yerba mate)
Lineage: Eukaryota; Viridiplantae; Streptophyta; Magnoliopsida; Aquifoliales; Aquifoliaceae
Source: the annotation of a GenBank genome assembly